Molecule: messenger RNA, 2206 nt
Organism: Symbiodinium pilosum
Lineage: Eukaryota; Dinophyceae; Suessiales; Symbiodiniaceae
Source: the annotation of a GenBank genome assembly
AUGGACUUCGAUGCUUUUGGUGCUGACAGCGCACUGCCCUUCCCACAGAUCGGGGCUGGGCCAAGCAGGAAGCGAAAGCGAGGCGCAGGCAUUAUGGAUGAAAAUCGUGGGUGCUUCGCUGCCGAUUGCAGCGAGAAGACCUUGCUUGGCAAAAGAUGGUGCAAGUCUCACAAUCAAAAGUAUGAUGCCAUGAUGUAUCAGGCUCGCAAAGCCGGCGAGGUUGAGGCCAUGAGUGAGGUCAUGGGCGAUGAGAACAAAGCGCAGAAGGCCUUCGACGACUUUGACAAAGAUUGCCCAGAUGAUGUUCGCUACAAGCGACGACCCUUGAUCCAGUGGAGCACCUUCCGCAGGGUUCAUAGUGUGGGCCGUGUCGAAAGGGACAGGAAGGGCAGGAAGCCAUACGAGCAGACGGAGUGGCAGAUCAGGGGUGAGAAGAUCAUGGGAUGGUCAGCCGCUUUCACGAAGGCGGAGUGGGAGAAGCAUAAGAAGACGUGCGAGAAGGAUUACUUGGGAGCUGGGGGUUGUCUUCGCCUCUGGAUCCCCACCAUCGAGGAGAAGCAUGAUGACAAGGAGCGAUCUGUGAGCAACCAGCUGAUUGAGUCUGGGGCCCAGGAGAAGCGGCUAGCCCAUAAUCACCGCGAGGUCCUGAUGGAUCACCUUCACACACCAUGCGAUGUUCCGGAUGUUGAUGUGAACCUCAAGGUGCCUGAGAAGGAGUGCAGCGGCAGCAGCAGCUCCAAGAUGAAUGGAGGUGAGAUUGUCGAUGCCGAUGCCGCCACCCCGACAAAAAAUACUUCAGAGUCCAAGCCCAAGGACGAGGAGACGCCGGAGGACUGUUGCAUUUGUGCACUCAGUGUAAUCGUGAAUCUUUUGAUUGGUGCCUCACUUUCACAUGUUCACGAGAAGAAGAAGCAGAAGCGCUUGGAGAAGUUGAAGAGUGGCCCCGCCUUCGUUGCCCACAGGAUCACAUCUGUCGGCAAAGCCAAUGAGAAGUUGAAGCAAAUUCUGGCAGCUGUGAAGGUUGCAGAGUCCAAGCUCACGGACGCGAAGGUGGCCCUGAAUGAUACGGUUCUUGUUGGCGCAGAUGGUGCAGAGGAUGAGGUGAUUGUCAGUUACAAGACGUCCUUGGCCCGUGCCUUCCAGAUCUGUGCUUCAUUUCAGGCGGUGCCAGACUUGCCUGAGAACGAAACUCCAGACUCCCAGGCGACAAAGGAUGCUUUGGCCAUCAAGGAGAAGGGUUUCCUUGCAGCAGUGGACGCAAGCAACGUGAGCUUGGGCAAGGAGAGAGGGAACUUGCACUGCUACUUCUACUUGGCCAACCAGGCAAAGUUGUUGAGGGAGACAGAGAUCAUCACUGUUGUGGAGGAGUUGAAUGACAACUUCAAGACUGACUUUGCCUCCGUCGACAAGCUUGUCAAGGCUGCUACAAAGAUCGCUACCGAUGUCAAGUCCUACGUUGCGCAGAAGAAGAAGAAGGCCGAGAAGGCUGAGAGUCAAAAGAAGGCCAAGCAGGAAAAGCAGGCUUUGGACCAGGCGGCUGCCGUCGCCAAGAAACACGCUGAGGAGAUCAAAAACGGCAAGCUUUCGAACCAUGCAAUCUUCGCCGUGGCAGCUGAGAAGUGGCAGUCUGUUGCGAUCCGUGAGCCAGGUUCGGCCGUCAAGGAAGGUGACCUUGACCUUCCGUGGAUGAUGAAGUCGCCAAGCUCCGUGGAGACGUGGCGGAACACGGCCAAGAUGAGCAUCAAGCUCAGUGAGUUUGCUGGCUCAUACAAGCGCACCCCAACGUACAAGUCCGACAAGCGUUCGCAAGCUAUUGUGGAGGGUGGUGCUGGAAAGGAGGAAAGCGAAGCCCUCCUUUCGAGUCUUGUCUCCUUUGCCACGCUGGAUGUUUCCAAGGUUCAGGGGGCCAGCUCAGCAUUGCAGUCGAUCUGGUACUGGGGCUACGAUCCAAAGAUCUCAGCCGCCAACUUGCCACCGAAUGCAGCGGCGCGGCUUCAGGUCUUGGUCAUGGGCGAGCUCACCGUCAUCACCUUUGCGUUGACAAAUGUGGUGGAGGUCAUGAAGGAGACAAAGCCCUUGACGGAUAUCACGUUGGAUGCCAUCAUGGCCUUUCUCCUUGCGGUCAAUGAGAGCUCCCCGCAUUGGGCCAAGCUGAAGGGUUACUUUGCUUUCCUGAAGGCCGACGAUGUGUUGUUCGUGCCAGCAG